ACACACACACACAUAUAUAUAUAUAUAUAUGUAUACAUAUAUAUAUCCAUAUUUAAGCAAAUAUACACUUGUAUAUUUUGGGCCCAUACAUGGGAUUUACUAUAUAGAUUUAUUUAGAACGACCAUCAAAACACUUUGUAUAGCACAGCUACGUUUAUUUACUUGGUUGUAAACUCUUACAGUUACUUUUGCUUUGACUCUUUGAAGAUUUGACAUAAGAAGAACAUCACAACUCAAUCAGGGAGUUGUUUUGACACAUAACUCGAGCAUAGAGCUGGCAUGCACUUCAGUACCACCUUCCUCCACCUGCAUUCCCGACGGUUUCCUGUCCGAAAGAAAGUGUCGGAUUUAAGAUGUUAUACAAAAGGUUAUAACACAAGCUUUAACCUUGGUUACAUCAACCAGACAUAUACUUACAGGAAUACUCACACCAACUCAUCUCCCUUGCCGAAGCCUUCUCGGUAUGUUGAUGUGUGUAGUCGGACGGUUGGGAAUGCACCAGGGGUUGGCUGUCACUGUAUCAAUUCAACACCUUCUAAUAGGCUGAUCUGUAGUGCACAGUACAAGUGUCUCUCACGCGAUACAACGGGAACGAGAUGUUCACAAGAUAAAACCCUCCAAAACAGUCACGCAUUAUUCGACAUGCCCGCAUACGCACCUAUGCACGCAAGUGUACAGGGUACACACAUAAAUAUACGGAAUAAAUCAGACACACCAUCACAAGUAGAUGUUCGUGGUUCAUCUGCGAAUGCCAGUACUACUCUGACUACAGUCAGCACCCCCGAUCGUGGUAAAUAUAGUGUACUUCAGACACCCAUGAGGUUUUACAGCCAAUUAUUGGGUUCGAGAUCAACUCUGCCUGCGAUCAGACGAACAGGUUUCACUUCAAAGACUGUUAGUACUCCAUAUACGGCAAGAAGACAUUGCUCUACCGUUUCAACGCCAAUGGUGGGGACGUGC
This is a messenger RNA of Sphaeroforma arctica JP610, 960 nucleotides long. RefSeq lists its product as hypothetical. Lineage: Eukaryota; Ichthyosporea; Ichthyophonida. The annotation marks the transcript as partial. The record is from RefSeq and is a predicted model, not a curated record. The transcript has a single exon.